Messenger RNA from Dreissena polymorpha, 1643 nucleotides. RefSeq lists its product as uncharacterized. The record is from RefSeq and is a predicted model, not a curated record. NCBI's taxonomy places the organism in Eukaryota, Metazoa, Mollusca, Bivalvia, Myida, Dreissenidae. The coding region runs from base 506 to 1180 and encodes 224 amino acids. The transcript is spliced from 5 exons.
CCCAGUUCGCGUUCCGUACCCCGGCCCACUGCAGCAUCGUGACCGUCUACAACUAUGGGCAGGGGCUGGUGGGCGGGGGAGGGACAUGCCGGACCCGGACGCUAUGCACGCCCUUGGGCGCGAGUCUGCGCAGCUCUUCAAGCAUCAACCGCUACCGAGGGGUUACACCAGCAUCCUCGCAUUCGACCCAGACUCGAAAUCUUAUUAGUGGCGUGCGCAGGGCGGGUCUGGUUCCUCCAUGGAAGUUGAUAAAGUGGACAGCCGGCCCACUUCCGGUCGGUGUCGGCCCUUUACCGCCGGGCCUGACAGAUCGUCCAUCUCUGCAAAGUACCCUUUUGCUGGACCCGGACUGCGUGCAUGACGCCACCAGCCACCAUGCGCCGCGAUCCCGGAGAGAGAGCCCACAGAAACCGGACGCACAUAGCGGGACCGCGGCACGGGGCGCUGUUGAUCAGAGAUUGACGCGGCAACGCCGGAUGAUCAAGCUUGCCCGGACGCGAAUGUAAUGCGCAGUGACAACAUCGACCGGAUCGCCCCCAGUCUGCACAUGCGCAGUGACAACAUCGACCGGAUCGCCCCAAGUCUGCACAUGCGCAGUGACAACAUCGACCGGAUCGCAACAAGUCUACACACGCGCAGUGACACAGCGACCGGAUCGCACCAAGUCUGCACACGCGCAGUGACAACAUCGACCGGAUCGCCCAAAGUCUGCACAUGUGCAGUGACAACAUUGACCGGAUCGCCCCUAGUCUGCACAUGCGCAGUGACACAAACACCACCCAGUCGGCCGAACGCCGCAGUUUUCAGUUUCCGGAACAACGAAAACGUGUCCCACUCGGAGGUGCAGUACCUAAUACAGACUCAACUCGACGUUCAUGUCCGAAGUAUCCAGUUCGAUCCCCUCGAUAUCCGGUCGGCGCGACCCGGGGUCAACUCCCGCUGGGUCGUCGAAUUUUGUACUACAGCGGAUAUGGCAAAAGCUAUACAGUCGGGGCUUCAAGUGGGCACGGACCGGCUGGUGUUCUACCCGCAUGACGUCACUACACGCGAAACCGCGGCCAAUAGAAACUACAUGGAGGUUGUUAACGCUCAUGCAGUGAUAGCGGCGUCUGCUGAUAACGCAGUUCGCGGGAAACUUAAAAACGCAGUUUCCAGCGGUCGACGUCACUCACGACCUUAAAGAUACUAUGAAGAUAUGAGCUAAUUGGAAUUGACUUUGAAACCAUGUCAUCAUGCUAAUUUGUGUCGUUUGGUAUAUGUACCUUAGCACUUACCAAUAAUGACUCGAUUUUUUGAGUCAGCUUAAGAUUCAAGAGGGAUAAUUUCAUUACCACUAUUUUAAUUCAACCAUCCACAUACAUUAAGGCACAUAUACGCUUCCUUUUUUUUUAGUUUCAGUUUUUGUUUGUUUUGAAUACUGUGAAUAUAAUACAUGUAUUGAUAAUAAUAACUUAUUGAUUCAUUUCCAACUUAAAACACAAAAUUAUAUCAUGUAUACAUGAAACAGAUUUAGAACAAAUAUAAAUAACUUUCAUUUCCAGAUAUUUUAGUUUAAGGCCCUUUCUUAUCAAAUAAGGUCAGACAAAUUGUGUGGUCGGACGUAGCAACUGACAGACAGACACGAUGAUGGACAGAGGGCUAGC